UUGCCAGUUUAUCAACAUACCUGGCAGUUGCCUGUGAAUCACAAUGAUUACAAAGCAACUAGAAACGGUUCUGAAGGACUCUUUGGGCCACAAACUCCAGCUGAAGCAGAAAUGCAAACAAAAAGUCGGUGAGCUGAAGAAGGCCAGAGUGUGCACAGAAUGGAGGAAGGCUCGGUCGCGUGUGGCAGCUCGAAACAGGCGGGAAAAGGAGAGCCAGCUCUUCAGAGAAAUAGCCACCCUGCUGCCGCUGGCUCCAAACAUUGAGGCUCAGUUGGAUAAAGCUUCUGUCAUCAGACUUACCAUCGCUUACCUGCACCUCAGAGCUAUUCUCAACACUCCAGACCCCUGCACAGCAUCAGCCACUACACCGCCAGCUUCUGCAGGUCCAGGGGAACCUGCUGAAGUGAACAAGAAGGGGUUUUUCAAUGAUGCUCUCGGACGAUUCCUGCUCAUAUUGUCCUUGAAUGGGAAGAUUAUCUACACAACCAAAGAUGUCACCUUUCACACGGGAAUUAACCAGAUGGAUCUGAUUGGCCGGAGUUUGUUUGAUUUCAUGCACCCCUGUGACCAAAAGGAGUUGAAAGAGAGUCUUACUAAGCUGAUAGGGUGCCAAGAGCAGCAGAUGUGUGAACUUUUUCUGCGAAUCAAGAGUGCAAGCAACAACAAGCUGACUCCCUGGAAGGUGAUUCACUGCACAGGAGUUAAAAAGUCCUCCUCUACUUCAGGCACCAGCUGCCUGCUUCUGCUCUGCAGGUCACUGCCUGUACAGGACGUCAUCCAGAUCGGGGCUUAUCUGAAUUUUAAAACAUUCCUGAGCAUCCAUGGUCCAGAUAUGAAGUUCACCUACUGUCACUCUGGGGUCCAGGAAAUGACUGGCUUCAGCGACACAGAAUUGUACGGCCAGUCUGUGUACCAGUACUAUCAUCCAUCCGACUGCCAGCAUAUUCACAAAGCACACCUCUGCUUGUUCGCGAAGGGCCAGGUGUACACUGGGAAAUAUCGACUGCUGCAGAAACAUGGCGGCUACGUUUGGGUAGAGACAGAGGCCACAGUGGUGUACAACAUUCGCACGGGGAAGCCAGAAAGUGUUGUGUGUGUCAACUACAUUCUGAGUGGGGUGGAGAUGGCAGAUGUGGUGUUUUCUUUGGAACAGACAGACCGGCUGAUGAAACCAUGUGACCCCCUUCAUUCUAAGUUCCAGCCCAUCCAUCCAUUCACCACAACCACUCAGGCAGAAUCUACAGCCUCUGACAAGCAUGCAGAGUCUGUGCUGAGAGAUGGUGCAGCCAAUGGCCAGUCAGUAAUCAAGCAGAACUCAGCAAAGUGUAACUCUCUCACCUGUGAUAUUUGUCAGCUGGAUUUGGACAGCCUGGCGCCAUAUAUCCCAAUGGACGAGGAGGAUUUCCUGUUAACUCCAGACAGUGUAGCAGUAAAUUCAGACCUAAAAAGACUCCCCUCUAGGCCAUGCACAUCACUGGAUCUGGACCAGCGCCCUCGUUUGAAGCCAGUUCCUCCUACAGAAGGAGUCAUUUCGCCGGCCUUGCGACAAACUGACAGUACUUUUUCUCCAACAGAUGGGAUUAGCAAAGGUGCUCACGCUGUGCUCGUUUCAUCAAGACCAAGGCAUGACACCCAGCAUACAGUGAACAGAAAUCAAGUGGAGCACAGCAGUCAAACACCCUCAUUUCACAAGAAGACAAAUCACUGGACAGGCAUGGCGAAGGUCUCGCAACAUCUCACCAAAGCUUUAGGCAAAAACUCUGAUGGUCUGCAGUCCUACAGUCUUCCAGGAUCAGUACCUUGGGACCCAGUAUUCUCCAACCCACCCUGGUAUCUUCCUGAAUCACAUCAUACCACCCAGACUAGAGCAGUAAAAAUGCACCCAGCACCAACUGGCCUGCCUGUACUGAGCAGGUGGGAGUGUGAAGUGAAUGCACCUCUGGGAGCGCCAUCUCAGUUGCUUCAGGGGAAUGAACUUACCACUGUUCUGGACCAGGUCACCCCAGCAGUACCUUGGUACUAAUGACAAAAUUGCAAGAGCGCAUGCAUUUUCUGAAGCAUCAUAUUUUCUGAAAAUGUAUAUUUAGUUCAAAAAUCAGUUUCUUUUAAGUGAUUCAAUAACAAGAACUGCAAAUUUAAAAUAUAUAUAUAUUUCUGAGUGAGUCUGAAUGUGUUGAUAUAAUAUUUAUAAUGUAUAAUGUAAUUUAUCACUGAACAAAUAUUAAAUAUUCAGUUUUACUUGUUUUUAAAAUCAGCCCACAACACAUUUUAUUCAUAUACAUACCUGUAAGACAAUCCAUUUGUUAAUAUAACACUGGAAAAGAUUAUUGAAGUCCAACUGAUCUGUUUUAAAGCACAUGGUUUUAAUUAAGAAAUAAAAGAGACAAUUACAAAGAACCUUUCA
Messenger RNA from Astyanax mexicanus (Mexican tetra), 2404 nucleotides. RefSeq names its product hypoxia inducible factor 1 subunit alpha, like 2 (gene hif1al2). The transcript has 14 exons. The coding region runs from base 44 to 2023 and encodes 659 amino acids. Lineage: Eukaryota; Metazoa; Chordata; Actinopteri; Characiformes; Acestrorhamphidae. Gene Ontology annotation, biological process: regulation of transcription by RNA polymerase II; cellular response to hypoxia. The record is from RefSeq and is a predicted model, not a curated record. Gene Ontology annotation, molecular function: DNA-binding transcription factor activity, RNA polymerase II-specific; RNA polymerase II transcription regulatory region sequence-specific DNA binding; protein dimerization activity.